Cavia porcellus (domestic guinea pig) is the source of this 5756-nucleotide messenger RNA. It is a transcript of the gene Peli2, whose product is annotated as pellino E3 ubiquitin protein ligase family member 2. Gene Ontology annotation, molecular function: ubiquitin protein ligase activity; protein binding. NCBI's taxonomy places the organism in Eukaryota, Metazoa, Chordata, Mammalia, Rodentia, Caviidae. The transcript is spliced from 7 exons. The record is from RefSeq and is a predicted model, not a curated record. Gene Ontology annotation, biological process: protein polyubiquitination; regulation of Toll signaling pathway. The coding region runs from base 397 to 1650 and encodes 417 amino acids.
GUCCGCGUCCCUGUCCACUCGCCCGGCUCGCCCGGGCGGCCGCGCGCAGCCACGGCGGAGCAGCCCCGGGACUGGCCGCCCCGCGCGCCCCUGGCCGCCGUGCCCGUGCCCGGCGCGCUGCCCCCGUUCCCGGGAUGGGAAGGUAGCGGCGGCGCGGGCUCGGCGGGGAGCGCGGCGGCGGCGGCCGAGCGGGGCUCCAUGUUCGCCCCCGGCCCGGAGGAGCCCUGCGCCCCCGGCAAGGAGCCGGUCAAGUACGGGGAGCUGGUGGUGCUGGGGGAUCGAACUCGCGAUUGCCUGCUUACAAGGCAGGCGCUUAUGCCGCUGAGCUAAAUCCCCAGCUCCCGUUUCCUCGACCGGCGUUUCUCUCAGCCUGCUCGGCAGAGAACUCUGCAUACCAUGCUCGCCAAUCAAGAUAACUACCCGAAGGAAGGCAUGCCUUGGCCAGCUGCAUCCAGUCACCCGGUGUACAAUGGUGCUUUACCUAAUGGAGACAGAGGACGGAGGAAAAGCCGCUUUGCCCUCUAUAAGCGUCCCAAGGCGAACGGUGUCAAGCCCAGCACUGUCCACGUGAUAUCCACACCCCAGGCGUCUAAGGCUAUCAGCUGCAAAGGCCAGCACAGCAUCUCCUACACUUUAUCAAGAAACCAGACGGUGGUGGUGGAGUACACACAUGAUAAAGACACGGAUAUGUUUCAGGUGGGCAGGUCCACCGAAAGCCCCAUCGACUUUGUCGUCACAGACACCAUUUCUGGUGGCCAAAACAGCGAGGAAGCCCAGAUCACACAGAGCACCAUCUCCAGGUUUGCCUGCAGAAUCGUGUGUGACAGGAGUGAGCCUUACACAGCACGGAUAUUCGCUGCUGGCUUUGACUCUUCCAAAAACAUCUUCCUUGGGGAAAAGGCAGCGAAGUGGAAAAACCCUGAUGGCCAUAUGGACGGGCUGACCACCAAUGGUGUCUUGGUGAUGCACCCACGGGGCGGCUUCACUGAGGAGUCGCAGCCUGGGCUAUGGCGUGAGAUCUCGGUCUGUGGGGACGUGUACACGUUAAGGGAGACCCGCUCGGCGCAGCAGAAGGGCAAGUUGGUGGAAAGUGAGACCAACGUGCUGCAGGAUGGCUCCCUCAUUGACCUCUGCGGGGCCACGCUUCUCUGGAGAACUGCGGACGGGCUCUUUCAUGCUCCCACGCAGAAGCACAUUGAAGCCCUGCGGCAGGAGAUCAACGCAGCCCGGCCCCAGUGUCCUGUGGGGCUCAACACCCUGGCCUUCCCCAGCAUCAACAGGAAAGAGGUGGUGGAGGAAAAGCAGCCCUGGGCGUAUCUCAGCUGCGGCCACGUGCAUGGAUACCACAACUGGGGCCACCGCAGUGACACGGAGGCCAACGAGAGGGAGUGUCCCAUGUGUCGGACUGUGGGCCCCUACGUGCCUCUCUGGCUGGGCUGUGAGGCGGGAUUUUAUGUGGAUGCAGGCCCACCAACUCAUGCGUUCACCCCCUGUGGACACGUGUGUUCAGAGAAGUCUGCAAAGUACUGGGCUCAGAUUCCACUGCCUCACGGGACCCACGCGUUCCACGCUGCCUGUCCCUUCUGUGCCACGCAGCUGGUCGGGGAGCAGAACUGCAUCCGAUUGAUCUUCCAGGCUCCGGUUGACUGACGCCCCUCACAGCCACCUCUGGACUGUCAACAGUUACUGUGAAACUUCGCCACUCAUACUAGAUCCUACCUUUUUGUAACGCUGUUUGCAGAGGGGAGGGUGGACUGGGGCUGGCUAGGACAAAAGGGGCUCAGUGUGGAAACUCAGCUAUGGUGUGGCCACGUGUUCCAAAAUCUGGCGGAGUCCCCGGGGUCUGCCUAGUUAAACCAUAAUCUCUGUGUGAUGGUUGGCAGUACGCGGCCCUGCUGUUAUUUUUAACCUUGGGUUUUAACCAGGUAUUUUCCCUUUGUAAACUCAGACAAAAUUAUAAAUCCUAUUUUGCAAGUGUACAAGAGGUGUGUUCACACGUUGUUGGUUGGUAGCAUGCAGCCUUGGUGUCACCUGAAGACACAUGGUGUCUGUGCCCGCUGCCAGUGCCUGGAAUCCGACCCAGUGGCAGAUGUGGUUGACAGGCAGGAGACGGUCGAUGCAGGGGCUUGUUCUGAACCAUAGGGCUUUUUUCUAGUUUAUUUUCUCACAUUUUGGGGGAGAGAAUAUUGGUGUAUGAUUGUGGGGUUUUUUUUAAGUUAGUGGAAUUUACUUACCCACUCAUACCAGAUACUUGGCAUUCCAAACAAAAGAACUUUCCAUGAUGUUUUAGUCUGCGUUUUCUAUUUCUGCUUAAAUGAUUUGUCCCUGAUUCUCAUCACACGUGAGCAGCGCGUCUUGAUUGGUUAAAUACAGCAGCCCUUAGCAGUUGAUAAGCAGGCGUGCAGGGGCCACUGCACAGCACUGCGGCCUGGGCGCUGUACACCAGCUGCAUCUGCACGCAGAUUAUUCAAGCUCUGAGAGAUUCAAAGUGCACUUUUACUUUUUAAAACCACUCAUUGAGGUUUCCUCAGAUGUUUUUUCUUUGUCUUCUAUAAGAAUCAGAACUCCGUGAAGCCAAAGGCACAAAUCGUAAUGAUGCAGGCACUUCUCUCCCCCACUCUCCCCCAUCUGUCCCCUUCCUUGACAGCUUCAGAAGCCCAAAGGUUUCAAAAUGUUUGCAAAUCAAACCAGAUUUAAAUGUGACCACUAGCCAUCCCCAGAACCAAGUGGUACAUCUGCAGAGAUAAUUUGAAAUUCCAGACUGGGAGAGAGCAAAUGAGUAUUUUGUGAGGAGAAGCUGACUCAGAAUUCCAGUUCGCUCCCACCCCUCUGCCGCUGUGUUUUCAUUUUGAUGAGUAAUUCCUGGGUGCUCAUUUUCUGUGUUUGCUACUGGAAGCGUCGUUGUUCCUGAAAGUAGAAAAGUUGGGUGAGCUGAUACAGGCCUCUGCACGUGGAGCGAGUGUUCAUUUGAACUAACAUCCCCUCUGAUGAAUUAUUGCAGAUUUGAACUACAUUUUUUUAACUUUUGUAAAUAUACGUAAUUUAUAUGAUUCUAAUAUACUAUAUUCAUACUUGAAUUGGUUUUCCCAUAUUUUGUCUAUUGGCAAGUGUUUUGCCUAUUUUUAAUCAUUCUAACCUGUUUGAAUACUCUUUUUCUUAAAAUGGUAAGAUACAUAUCUCUUAAUUGCUGCUGCUUAAUUUAACUUAAUAUUUUAAAAGGUCAGCCUGUCAGUUUCAAAAUAGCUUUAUUUUUCAGUGCAGAUCAUUGUUUAGGAUGAGGUCUUUUGUUUGGGUAAUUUUUAAGUGGUGUGAAAAUCCAACAGCAGUCCUCUUACUGAGAGCCUCCUUCUAGUCUGUGCAGUUUACCUGCAGACACAAGAGGAAAAAAACGGAGUUGCCUACAAUGAUGUAUUGAAUGCUGUCUGGCUGAGACAUGAUCUCCAAUGAUUAGCUGUCCCUGAGAGAGAGUGUCUUAGAGCUGUAAUCUUUGGGCUCCAAAAAGCCAUGGAGGAGGCACUGACUCCCAUGUCUUGCUGUAUACCCCAAGAUCAUCUUGUGGGGUACAUAGCCUUGCACCCAGAAAGGCUGCAUUUCAUCUACCAAGAAAAAUGAAAAGGAAGGUUUCUUUCUGACAAGUUAUGCUCUGCCUGCUACCACAUGUCCAUGAUCAUAAAUAUGUCUGAUAAUUGUGCAGGCAACAGAUGCCCCAAAAUAAGGUUACUUUUGAACUUGAAAAGUUUCUGACCUACAGUAAACUCAGAUGGCUUAAGUGCAAGCUGAAAUUCAGGCAGUAAAUUCUAAACUCUUAGAAAGGGUAAGAGUGUUGCCCUUGGUCAGCUUCAUGUCUUCUCCUUGGGCUUCCAAGUGAGGUCCUCUCCUGCCGUGCCCAAGCACUCGCCGUGCGGGUGUGCAGCAGUGGGAAGGUAAGCCAGACUUACAUGACUACUUUGAGAACUUAGAUGCCCUCAUAGUUUUGACUGAUAAGAUUUGUUUUCAUAUUUGAAAGCAGUUUGGUUUGUGAGAAUAAAGAAUUCUAGCCUACCAAAGUAGAAUGACACAGUGAAGAAAGGCAGCCUCGCUAAGGUCACUUCCGCCUUACCUCUGUCCCACCAUCAAGUCCAAGGACAAGAAUAGCAUUCCCAGUGCUUGCGUUGGGAGUCCCGGCCAGCUGUCCUGCUCUCGGCCCAGCUGAGAUGCUUUUUUUUGAAAAGGUUCCCAGAAGUAGAUCCCCAAUCAUAUAUUCCCAAGGAUUUUUUUUCUCAGUUGUUUUAUGUCAGUUUACUACAAACAAACAAAAAAAGAUUCAGAGUGGGUGGUGUACAACUCUGAGUAUUUUUCUAGUCUGGAAUUUUUUAUUAAUAAUCGGUGCUGCCGGGUCAUGCAUGCUGCAACCCUCGACAUUUCCCUCAUUGGUUCUGCGUUUUGCAGAAAGGGCUACAGUUCACCCUGCAGAGUAAGUAUUAAGCGUUCUGGGUUGUUUGGUUUUAUUUUGUUUUUUUCUUCCUCAACUGUGGCCCAAAAGAAUUAAAAUCUUUUAGUAUAAAUAACAUUUAUCAUUCCUCAGUAGUUUAUUAGUUACAGAGUUUGGUACCUUUGUGCCUCAGGGAAGCCACGUGAUAGAACUGGUUUUAGAAAUUCAGGGUUAGGGUUUAAAGAAAGGAGAAAGCCAUUGGAGACAUGAUGGGCUCCGGGACAGAGACGAAUGAAUCUGGAUGCAGGACUGUGCCAGGGGCUGGCACAGACAUGAUUGUAGUAGAAUUUAUCUUCCAGUACCAGUGGGGAGAUCAUUUUAAGUUAUUACAUGUACUGUACUAGGAAAGUUGUGGAGAACUUUUUUUCAUAAAGCUUCAAUGCCUUUUACUUUUGCUUAUAUAGAAAAAUGCAAGCCUUUUGUUAUUUGGGAGCUCAGUAUUAUUUGGGCACUUUUAAGAGUUGAGGAGCUCAUUUUAUGCUUAAUUUAAGUAUACUAUAUAGAGUUAUUGUCUAUAGUUCUGAUUUUGUUUAACUUCUUUCUUCUGUAAAGUCCUUCUGUUCUUUGGGUAUGCGCGAGAAGUGUGUGACGGCACCAGUGGAUGCUAGGUAGACAAGUGCUGUCUUCCUGUGAGCUUGCCUCCUAGUGGGAGAAUUUCUCACAGGCAAACCACGGGACUUUGAUCUGAAGCCAGGUGCCACUCUGUUCUCUUGGCUGCCCAUCCCACGUCUCCAUCGCAUAGCCUUCACUGUGCUAGUUCCUUCUGUAGUGCUGGAUGGAAGAUCAUUCUGUUGUCUGUUCUUUAUGACACAAAGACAAAGGCGAUAACUUCAGGAUUUUUUUAAAAGAAUGUAAGCAGUACUGAAGAGUCCAACAGAAGGUUCAGUAUUUUCUUUUUACUAAGACAUAUCCUUUCAAAUAAGUUCUUCACCCUCAUGAAGAACCCCUACAGAAUGGGAGGAAACAAAUAUUUUUCCAGUUCUAUUUAAGUGUUUCGUAGUAUGUUUCUAAACAAACAAAAAGUCAAUGCAAGGGAAGUUGCUUUUUUUUUUUUUAAACUGAGAUGAAAGCUCACUUCUUUAUAUUUAGAAGUGAAGGGGUGGUCAUAUUUACCAGGUAGAGUGUUAUGAGCAGUUAAAUUUUAUGGAUAUAUUUGUAAAAUUGUUCUUUUAUAUUUCAUGUUAAAUUGAAAAGUUUAUUUCUUCACUAUUGUACCUGUGGAAAUACAAGCCAUUUUACAGGAAAAACCUUCAAAACCUAUUAAACGAUCUCACUAUGUUUGCGA